CAGUCCCACUUCCUCUUUCUCCUUUCUUCAUGACCCUUUGUCUAGGCAGCUUAGAUCAGGGCUGAGGGUCCAGCAUGGCCCCCAGAGUCACCUCUCUGCUGUGCCUUGGCCUGUGUCUGAGCCAGAAGAUCACAGCUCCAGAGGGGACACUCCCCACACCCUCCAUUAGGGCUGUGCCCAGCUCUGUGGUCCCCAAGGAGGCACGGGUGAGCUUCUAUUGCCAGGGCCCACAGGGAAGCAGGAGUUUUCAGCUUUGGAAGGAUGAAGCAUUCUUACUCCAGAUAAAUACCUCCAGAGAAGAGGCUGCGUUCCGCCUUCAACCUGAGGGACUAGUGGCUGCAGGCAGCUACAGCUGCCGCUACUGGCAAGGAUCCUACUGGUCAGAGUUCAGUGCACCCCUGCAGCUGGUGGUAACAGGAUUCUUCUCCAGACCAUCGUUACAAGUACGACCAAGCACCAUGGUAGCUGUAGGGGAGACAGUGACCCUUGUGUGCCAGGAGUUACUAAGCAGUGGUUUUUUAAAAUUGACAUUCUUUCUGCUGAAGACUGGGGUGCCAGCCCCAUUACAGCACCAGAGUCCAGAGGGGAAGAUGGCCAGCUUCACUCUCCCAUCUGUGAAGGCUGAGGAUGCUGGGAACUACAGCUGUAUUUACUCAAGCAAGGGCACAAAUAAAGGAUCAGAUCCCAGUGAUGUCCUAAGGCUGGAGGUGACAGGUAAAAAGACUGAACAUCCUCAAGGAAAAGGUAAGAAGGAGCGGCAGACGUUCCAGAGACAGGCCAUGUCUCCUCAUCUCCCUGGGUUCAGGAGCAGCCCCCAUUCCAGCCUGUUGGAGAAUGAGCUCGGAAUCAUCCUCAUUGUCACUGUCAGCUGCGUCUCUGUCUUUUUCCUCCUCCUCUGCCUCCUGGUCUUUCUCUGCCGCCGUCGCACCCAACACAGGAGCUCAUGUGGAGACACUCACAGGAGGUCCUCAGACAGUGCAGGUGUCCCUCAGUCCCUCUGCCUCACCUCCCUCCCUCCCAAGGAGACAAUGUGUGAAGACAUAUCCAAGAGGAUACAGCUGGAGACACAGGCCUCUGAAUCUGAAGACUCCCAAGGAGUGACUUACUCUCAGCUGAACACAGCUGCCCUUGAUGAGGGGCAGAGAGUCCUCACAUCUGCACCCCCAGAGCCCAGUGUCUAUGCUACUCUGGCUUUGCGCUGAUGGGGAAGUAGAGACGCUGUCACCCCAAGAAGGGGAACUGGAGCUCCAGAGAGAGGGAAGAGCAAUGAAAGAUGGGGGGAAGAUGUGGGCUGGGAAUUGGGAUGCCUGAAUUUGGGUGUCAAGUUUGGGCACUGAACCCAAGAGACCUUUCACCCCGCUGCCCCCAGGGGAACAUAUGCACAGAGGCCCCAUCUAUCUCUCUGGCCUUCCAUCAUCUAGCCUGUGGCACCUUCUGUACCAGUCCAUACCAAUUCUGACCAGGUUUUCUGUUGCCUGGGUGACCUCUGAGCUGCUGGGAGAAAGUAGCUCAGUCUUCACCUUGUGAUAUUCAUUGUGUUGAUUUGUGAAGCAUCUGCAAGACAGAUGAUUGCUCAGCCAAUGGGCUUCCUUUUGAUUCUGGUGGUGCUGGCGUUGAAUAGUGAUUCAAUGUUGUUAGACAUACGCUGGGUGCCAGUGGGAGGAACACGCUUUGAUGCGCUCUAGUCUGGGAAUCUGAAAGAGAGGAUGCACCUCCUAGCUGCCCCUAGGCCCCAAAACUUCAAUUUCUGGGACUAUUCUAGGAGGGAUUAUUAAAAGGAUAGUUGGGGAAUUUUGAGAAAGGAAAGCAGUGAUUCCAAAGAAGCCUGGCUUCAUCAUAGGUCAUACCAGACCAACCUCAUUUCCUUUUUUUGGACAAGAUUGCUAAAUAAAUCCCUGUCCAUGACUAAUA
Molecule: messenger RNA, 1911 nt
Organism: Phascolarctos cinereus (koala)
Lineage: Eukaryota; Metazoa; Chordata; Mammalia; Diprotodontia; Phascolarctidae
Product: T-cell-interacting, activating receptor on myeloid cells protein 1-like
Biological process (GO): immune response-regulating signaling pathway
Cellular component (GO): plasma membrane
Source: RefSeq, a predicted model, not a curated record